Notolabrus celidotus (New Zealand spotty) is the source of this 3035-nucleotide messenger RNA. It is a transcript of the gene bag3, whose product is annotated as BCL2 associated athanogene 3. The record is from RefSeq and is a predicted model, not a curated record. The transcript is spliced from 4 exons. NCBI's taxonomy places the organism in Eukaryota, Metazoa, Chordata, Actinopteri, Labriformes, Labridae. Gene Ontology annotation, molecular function: adenyl-nucleotide exchange factor activity; protein-folding chaperone binding. Gene Ontology annotation, biological process: muscle cell cellular homeostasis; protein stabilization; negative regulation of striated muscle cell apoptotic process. The coding region runs from base 177 to 1856 and encodes 559 amino acids. Gene Ontology annotation, cellular component: cytosol; cytoplasm; nucleus.
CAUUGUUGUGAUCACAUGAGGGGCUCUGGGGUGAGACUUGGGGGUCCUCCAGCAGCAGCGCCCAUGUUUGGGAGCGCUGUCCGCCCCCGUCAUUAACCCCGCUAUUUCGAGAAACUUCCAGCCCCCUUCUCCACGUCACUUCAAGGCAUCUUUAAAGAGUCCGUCGCCUGGGUACAAUGUUUCAUUACUCGACACCUCGCAGCAGCAUGAGUAGCAUGAAGACGACGUCCCCGUUAUUGACAAUGACAAACAAUGACAGCGACCCUCUCCCCCUCGGCUGGGAGGUGAAGAUCGACCCUCAGACUGGAUGGCCUUUUUUCGUGGAUCACAACAACCGCACGACCACCUGGAACGACCCGAGGCACGACACGAGAAAGGAUAAAGAUGUGUCAUCAAAUGGACCCAACCUACCCCCAGAACAGAGCCCUCAGGAUUCACAGAAAACCUUCUUUAGGGAGAUAAAGCACCCUAUUCUGCGCCCAGGUUAUGUUCCUAUACCAGUCUUCCAUGAUGGUGCAGAACCACGGCAGCAACAAGAUUCAUGCUACUCUUACAUCCACCCAAGCACUGCGCAGAAUAUUCGUCCAGAGAAUCGGGCCCUCACCCCAACACCGGGGCUCCACUGCAGGCCCAGAUCUCCAUUACAUGGACCUUCAGAGAGCUGUUCUAUGGAGCCUGGAAAGGCUGGCUCACCUGUUUCCAAAACAGCAGAGGUUUUGCCACCUAUGCAUCACCAACCCCCACGGCCCAACAGCAUUGGUCUUCAAGCAGGUUAUAUCCCCAUCCCAGUGAUCCAUGAGGGUGGAGGAGUCCAAACACAAACACAGCCACAGUUGAAUCCCUCCGUCUACUCUCAACGCAACCCCUACCCAGAGCACCAGCAGCCCUUCCAUCGCUAUCAGACAGACGAAUGGCCGAGCUACUCUCCAGCUGUGCAGCCUCCCAGGGAAAGAGCUUCUCCCAUACUGCCUCCCCAGCAUCGUGAUGCUCCUCCUAUUAACCUUCCAUCACACAUUAGAAGCCCAUCACCAAUUAUUACACAAGUGCUGGGAGAAAUACCACAGGCUCAGCAGCAUGUCCUCACAAGAGACACGCCCCCCAAAAUGAACCAGGAACAUCAGAGCACUCAGCAAAAACCUGAUAACAUGCAGCCCCUGCCAUUGCACCUGGGAGCUGAUGUCCCCAGGCUUCCGACACCUCAACAGUUUCAAAAGCUUCCACCUGAGCAACCUCAACAGUUACACCAACCUCAGAAGUUCCAGCAGCAGCAACAGUUCCAGCAGGAGCGACCUCAGACAUCUCCCCAGCCUCAGCAUCCUGAACAGUUAGUGCAGUCACCGCAACCGAUACAGCAGCCACAGAAACCAGAGAAACAACAGCAACAACAACAACAUGCAGAUAUAACAGUUCAGAUGCCACUGAGACCAGAAGUCCCUGACGUACCACCAGUACCCUCAGAGAUCAAGGAAGAGGCUGAAGAGGCUGCUCAGUGCCCGAUCCACCCAGGCUUGGCUAAGGUGCAGCAGAUAGUUGAACGGGUCGCUAAACUGGAGCAUGAGGUGAAAUAUUUCCCAGGAAAGAAGAAUGAUAAGAAAUACUUGCUGCUGGAGGAGAUGCUGACGAAAGAGCUUUUAGCACUAGACUCUGUUGACCCAGACGGUCGUACAGAUGUACGGCAGGCGAGACGGGACGGCGUCCGUCGUGUCCAAAACAUUCUGGAAAAACUAGAGCAACUGGAGGAGCAGCUUGUCAGGCCCUCCAGCCAGACGUCGAUGGAGGAAGACAACCUGCCACAGAAAGGAGAGCCCAGCAUGAUCACCAAAGAGAAUGUUGAGCCUGCAAAGGAGAUAUCAUAACGACUUCACACUUCAUAAUGGAGAGAGGAGACGACGGGAGACCUGCUGUAUGUUUGAUAGUGAACAAGCCUUCUUUCUUUACUACAGCAUUUGUGGAAGUUGCAUGCAUUGAUUAACAGUGUUGUUAUUUUCUGACAUUCAGCACAUAAUUGAUGGUAGCUCAGUGCAACCAUGUUUUUCAAGCCAAUGUUGUUGCCUUCUGUGUAAUGCCAAUGUCAUAAUAAGGCAGCAGUGAUGAGGUAUGUCAGAAUCAAAGUUUGAAUAAGAGGCCUUUUUGCAAUAAACGGAAAGAAGAAGUAUUUUCUUAAGAAAUGUUAUAUAUAGUUGCCUUUUGUCCAAUCGAUUAUCGUCUGUGGCUUUUAUUGAUCCAGUCAACACAUCAGAAAGUAAAGAGUGGAAGUAUCGGGCUAUAAAAUACGACUAAUUCACUUCAAAACUUAACAGAACAGUAUUUUCUCCUAGACACACGGCCAUCUUGGAGCUUUCUUUUGUACCACAUUGAAUAUGCCUAGGAGAUGGUGCUUUUUGGUGCAUUACUGGUUCUGCACUCUUUGCACUUUGCCAUCAUUGAAAUGUAUCAUGCUGAGAGAUUGGCAGCACUUCAUUUGAACAACAUAUAAGUUAAGUUUUGACUGGUGUGUUUGAGUAUUUGUAUUUGCAUUGCUAUACUUGCUAUUUCAAAAAACAACAUUAUAUCACUACCUACUGAAUAGUAUUUUGGUACAUUUAUGAAUGUGUAAUGACAAAUGCAGAAGGAAUGUGUGUCUUACUUGAGAUGUGAAACAACCUGCACUUGUAUUUAAGGACAGCUUAAGACUGUAUGAAUGUUUUUGUGUAACAACCAAAGCCACAAUCAGUGACAAAGCUAAUGAAAACGGCCUUAGAGCCUUAAAAAUGUCAACUGCUAGGUGAUACCUGAUUAAAGAAAAACACUAUUUAUGAAUCAAAAGUGAAUUUGCUAUCCAGAAGGUUCAGAUCGACCUUUAAGUGACCCGAGUUUUUUGUGCAGUAAUUUGUCGCUAUGGUACAUGACAAGCCAUCUGUAAAGUAGGGUCACCCACUGCCUUACACACCGUUAAUUGUGGCUUACUGUUUUAUCACAGUGUAUGGGAAGCAGGUUAAUGCAUUGUUAAAGCAAGUCAUGUUGGUAUGCUUCAAAUAAAAUGUAUUUCACAUGGA